AUGCGUAGUAUACUACAAUGGAGACAACAACAACAUUUACAUUCGAAAAAUAAUAAUAAUAAUAAUAAUAAUAAUAAUAAUAAUAAUAAUAAAGUGAAUGAUGAACAUAUUGGUGAUGUUGUAGACAUUCUACUAAAUAAAACAGGUGCAUAUCACAAUAAUAACAACAGAAACAACAUCUUUAACGAUAGUAACAGUAAUCAUGAUGAUAAUAAUAAGAACAAGAAGAAAAAGGAUAAUAAGGGAGAAGGAAAGAAUAAUAAUAAUAAUAAUAAUAAUAGUAAUAAUAAUAAUAAUAAUAAUAAUAAUAAUAAUGAUAUCAUAGUAACUAGUAACUCACAUUCCAUCACAAAACACCGCAAUUGUGCUCCGCAGGGAAUAACCGUCGCAGUGAGUCGAGGAGUAAAUCCCUUUUUCAUCUCUCUACGCUCUGAGAAGAAGAAGAAAGAAAAAGAAGAAAAGGAAACGCCUAUUCUAAAGGGAAAAGAGAAACGCAAAACACAAAGUAAAAGAGAAGAAAUACCACGUAUAGUGGAUAUGAUGAAAAAGAGAAGAGGAGAAACAAUUAUGAAAGGAGUAUCAUUAAUCUCUAAACCUUCAUCUUCAUAUAAUAAUAAUAAUAAUAAUAAUAUUAAUACUACUAAUAUUAAUAAUACUAAUAAUAUUAGUUCAAAGGAGAAUUAUUGGCCAUUGCCUAGUCGAUCUCUUACCGCUCGUAAACUCCGCGGGUUAAGUAAAGGCACAACAAAGGCUGUAGCCCUUUUUCGUUUAUUUAAAACCAAUACACUUGUAGGACAAUCACGGUGUGUAAAGAGUCGUCGUUAUCGUGAAGAAAUAAAAAAUAAGAAGAAAAAGAAUAAGAAUAGUGAGAAAUGUUUGAAUAGUGUUUUUUGGAAUGCGGUAGCCACUAUUGUACAGCAGCGUAAUGUUUACAAGAGAGAAUGGAUGGAGAUGUGGAAAACACAUUUAUCUAAUACAACUGUUGCUGUUCAUACUACUACUACUAAUGAUAAUAAUAAUAAUAAUAAUAAUAAUAAUAAUAAUAAUAAUAUGAAUAAGGAAUUAAUAGAGUUACUUCCUUUAUUACGUGCCUUUCCUCUAUUUGGACUUGUGGUGGAUGUCGAACUCUUUCAAUGGCAACAACAAGAAAAAGAAGAAAAUGGAAAUACUUUAUCAUCUUCUCUACUACAUAUUCUUCAUACUGUUCGUGGUAUUAUUAUACAUGAAUCUUCUAAAUUUAUUGGAGUGGCUCUCUUAGAAGAAAUAAAAGAAGAAGAGACACCACCAGCAACAACAACAGUAAGCUUUUCCUCCAUCUCAUUAGAGAACUAUCUCCAUCAACUGACUAAACAAUAUCAACAAGAAGAAAAAGAAGAGGAAAAGAAAAAAAAGGAAAAGGGAGGAGAGAAAAGGGAAAUAGAAAGUAGAAAUGUAGAAACAAUAGAGAAACUUCCAGUGGGUCGUGUUGUAUCUAUUGUAAAGGCAUUCCCUGGCGGUAUAGGAACAACAACAAUAACAACAAACACAAUAACUGCUGCUGUAAGAGUAAUGAAAGAAAUUUAUCCUUCUACAGAUAUGAAUUGUUUGUUAGCGAAGGUGGCAGCAGCAGAGGUGAAAGAUGAUGAGGAAAGUCCAUUUAGACAUCUUGUGGGAUAUUAUCUAUGA
Messenger RNA from Trypanosoma theileri, 1665 nucleotides. RefSeq lists its product as uncharacterized. Bases 1 to 1665 code for a protein of 554 amino acids. NCBI's taxonomy places the organism in Eukaryota, Euglenozoa, Kinetoplastea, Trypanosomatida, Trypanosomatidae. The transcript has a single exon. The record is from RefSeq and is a predicted model, not a curated record.